AUGGAGCCAGAAAAGCUUAGUAAUUAUGUUGUUCUUUUAAAUAUUUACAACAGUUGUGGAAAACAAAAAGAAGCUGCUUCUGUUUUUCAUACUUUAAAAAAGAAAGGUUUGAGGAUGUUGCCUGUUUGCACUUGGAUAGAUGUGAAGAAACAGCAGCAUAUGUUUGUUUCAGGGGAUAAAAAAUCAAAAUCCCAUGUUGAAAUUGUUAAAAAUUUGAAGAAAUUAAUGUUGGGAAUUGAAAAACAUGGUUAUGUUCCAAAGAAAAACACUUUGCUUCCUGAUGUUGAUGAAAGGGAAGAACAGAUGUUAAUGUUUCAUAGUGAGAAACUUGCAGUUUCUUUUGGGCUGAUGAAUACUUCAGAUUCAACACCUUUGCAUUUGGUGCAGAGUCACCGGAUUUGUGAUGACUGCCACCUGGCAGUUAAGUUGAUGGCUAAGCUGACUGGACGAGUGAUUGUUGUGAGAGAUGCUAGCAGAUUUCAUCGGUUUGAAAAUGGAAAAUGUUCUUGUGGUGAUUAUUGGUGA
Lactuca saligna is the source of this 525-nucleotide messenger RNA. NCBI's taxonomy places the organism in Eukaryota, Viridiplantae, Streptophyta, Magnoliopsida, Asterales, Asteraceae. The record is from the annotation of a GenBank genome assembly.